CAGUAUCGUUCCUCCCGCCGCAAAGAUAAUGAGGUCGUCAUCAGUUUCCUCGCUAGUGUCAAUUGUUUGCAGUCUGCUGCUCCACUCUCGGUGGGGGACCUGCCAGCAAGUUCCGGCCGACGCCAACACCGCGUGCCUUGGCGUCACCUCCGGAACCAUCACUCAUCCAACGGAUUGCAGCAGGUACUUUGUGUGCUGGCAGAGCACCGGCGUUGCCGGCCAGUGCUCCCCCAACUUUGUGUUCAACCCACGGGUGAUGUUCUGCGUGCAUCAAAGUCAGUACCGGUGUCCGAUGGAGGUCACCACCAUUGGACCGGAAGUGACCAGCUCGAGCACGGUGGAAGCUACGGACGGGACCACUCCGGGACUGUGCGUGCAAACUCCGUGGGAGGCGCACUUUUGCUGGAACCACGCGUCGGAACUGAUCCGGAAUCCGGUCAACUGCACCCAGUACAUUGACUGCGAGCGGACUCCUCAGGCGAAUCGAGACUGUCCGCCGGGGAAGCUGUUCAGCUUGAGCUAUCAGGAUUGCUUUCCAGGGAACGAGAGGACGUGUCAGAUGGAACCGCUGGCGGAGGGCUUUUGUGACGGGAAACCAGCGGGGAGUUAUGCCCACCCCUACCUGUGUAAUCGCUUUGUGACCUGCUUCCGGGGAAUGCCAAGGUUGGACACUUGUCCGCCGGGUUAUGUGUUUGAUGAGGCGAGAUUGCGGUGUGUUCACGGGGAUGUGCUCGAUUGUUCGUCGUUGCUGGGGGGGAAUUGAUUUAAACUAAAUAAAGUGAGUUUAUUUUUUGUCC
This is a messenger RNA of Culex pipiens pallens (northern house mosquito), 797 nucleotides long. RefSeq lists its product as uncharacterized. The record is from RefSeq and is a predicted model, not a curated record. Gene Ontology annotation, cellular component: extracellular region. NCBI's taxonomy places the organism in Eukaryota, Metazoa, Arthropoda, Insecta, Diptera, Culicidae. Gene Ontology annotation, molecular function: chitin binding. The coding region runs from base 29 to 763 and encodes 244 amino acids. The transcript has a single exon.